AUGAAUCAUAUUGAUGUAGCCCAGCAGACCAAGCUUUUAAGAUUUGCCUACAAUCCCAGUUCCCAGAAAUGUGUGAUUAGGUGAGGUCGGGAACUGCGAAUUAAAUGGAAAGAUCUAGUGGAGUAAGCAGGUAUUUUCUCCUUCUAUCUAAAACUCAUAAAAGGGUUGAAGAGAAAGCAGAUUAGAAUCAUAUGAAGUAUAGUAAAUCCCCCCAGAUAAGAGAUUGUAAUCUGUUCUGAUUCCACCGGAUAUAUUUCCCAACAGUAUGUGUGUGUAUAUGUGUGUGUUUGUGUGUGUGUGUGGGGGAGGGAGAGGAUUGAUUUCUUAUGUAGUCUGAUGUAUUAAUUUUUGGUGUAUCCUUUUUUAUGUUUCCAGGGGAAACAUUUUGAAAAUCUCAUGAGCUGUAACCUUAAUAUGCCAUAUUACAUGCCGACUAAUUCCAAAUAAAUUGUCUACUAAUUGCAUAACUAAUGACAGGUAAUUUGACAUUUUAAUUUCCAGCUUUCCAGAGGCACCGUGUAUGACAAUCACAUCAUGUGUAUGCAGCUAGGUUUUAACAUAGGACUGAUUACACUAUGUCACUACUGAGAGAUUCCGGUCGAACUGGUAUCACCUCUUCAUAGUGAGUAGAUGUGGUAUCUGUAUAAAUUUAUCUGGAUAAACACUUAUGAAGUACAGGCUUUUAAUGGGAUUGGCUAUGUGUAGUAUAUGUAGUACAUUCACUGGGCAAGCAAAUACACAAACACAUGGGUGUGCAAAUGUGAAGGGAAAUUACAAAGCAACAAGCAUUUAAUUUGCAAUUUAAAUGACUGUGAUCGUUAAUUUAUUCGGUGUAAUUAUUGAUAGCUGGAUUUUAAGUAACCGAUUCUUGCAGUGUACCUAGUUAAUCAAUGCUGUCGUGUUAGAUGUAGAUUUCACACGGAUCCAAUUUAGCAAUAUAAACUCUUGGGAUACAAUUCUGUUAUUUCCACGAUGGGAUUCUAUACAUUCCUGUGCACUCAGACAACGAUUCGACUAUGCGACUUAAGCGUUAGAAACUCUAGUGGUCAUAUCUAUCAAGGCAAAAUUUGGCGAUAUUGUGGAGCAAAGUGCUAAAUAAGCUCGAAUCACUAUGGAAACCAAUAGAAUGUCUGCCAUCGUUUAGUUCUUCGCCCUUAAAUAGCACAUGUUUUGCCUCAGUUAAUAUGGACUUAAAUAUCUAAAUUUUUCAGUAUAUGUUUUUACGAUUCCUGUACAGUCCUACUUUUAAAUCCCAUUCAUUAAAGGCAAAAUACCAGAACAAAUAAUAUAUACAUUGAUUUGUUAACCCAUCUUCAUAAAAAUGUUAAAGUGUAAGCCUAACUCACUGAUGUAUAUGCAAACAAUGGACCGAUAUCUCUUAUUUGUGAGCUGUCCACAGAAGUUAUAUGAACCUAUAGAGAUUCAUACAUAUCCAUUUCAAGUGCAAUGCUACAAAUUUUGCACACACACAAAAAAAGAAGCUAAUUAAUUUUCCUCCUGCUUUGUAAACAUCCUUUUAAAAAUAAUUCAUACGGCCCAUGUGCAAUUUACACUGGAUACAUUAGCUUGCCUAACAGCAUCAAUCAUCAAUGCAGUGCAAUAGUCAGAUCAUUGUGUUACCAUAGCCCCUCUCUCUCAUAGUCCACACAAGCGAAGUUGGUGUGUCCCUAGCUGCCCAUUAGGAACUGCAUUACUUGUUGAAUUCUAGGUAGCGGAGGUUUAAAUUGCGAUAUAUUUUCCUUUGCACGUUGCCGCGUCUUGCACUAAGCUGCGAUUUGCAAAACGUAGACCAAAUUUGUAAUGAUGCAAAAUCUCUCUUUUUUUUUUUUUUUUUAAAGAAAAUCUAUUUUUUUUGUUCAGUUUUGGCUUUUUUCCUAAAAUGUUUCCUUCAGUUUUCCUAAAUGUUUCAUGUACAGCCCCCCCACAGCUUGUAGGGAGGUUUGUAGAUAUUGUGUAUGUGGUUUUGUGUCACUGUAUAUUAUGCUCAUGCGAGGAUAUCCAUGACGUUCGGUUUAUGCACAAAACAAAAGGUUAGUUGCAAUGGGCAAACAAAGCCCGUGAUCUAUAAGAGAUCAGAGUCCAGCCGUCCUGUGUCAGGAAGAGUUAAUCAUACACUCAUCUCACAUCCCCUAGAUUCCCUUUAACUGCUAUCCCCACCCGCAUGCGCUGAUUGGUUCUCCCUUUGCUUACCUCUGCUUCCCCAUUGGCCCAGGGGAGGCGCCCAUCCUCGAACGCCCGAGAGAGUGCGCCAAUGUGUGACGUCACGGCUCAUUGAUGCCCUGUUCUGUGCCAAUAAUGACCUGCUCGGCUUUCCAAAGUGCUUAAAGCAGAUAGCUAAUAAUUACAUGAACUCGGCGCAGAGCAGAGACAACCGAGCUCAGGGAAAAGCUAUCUCUUGCUAAAUGUCUUAACACCAUCAAGGUAAGAGGCUUUGCUGUGGCUAUGGCUGAGCUUGGGAGCCCCAUACUGGCCCUGUGCACCAGCUUGUGAUCCUGACAACACAAAUUGUCCCAGGGAGUUUUGUUGGCCAAACUUUUGUUUCCAUUGUGGGAGGAUCUGAAACCCCUCAUUUUCCUUGUUCUGUCAAGUGGAAAGGCUCUCACUGUGCUGUGUCUGUAUUGGGGAUCAGCAGUAGGUCAUAGCAUCUAACAGUCACUUCGAAUAAUAUUUACACGUUCAUAAAUACAGAGGAGCGAUGACCAAAGUGGGAUUCUUGAAGUGGGAAUCUAUCAUUCUUGAAUGUAUCUCAGCCAGAGAAGUGAGCUUUCUUCUGCUUGACCUUUUUAAUUGUUCAGAGCUAUUUCGCGUUCACUCUUUGCAUCAUUAACUGAGGCGCUCACCUACUUUCAUAUGCUGAAACUCCCCUUCAACACUUAUUACAGUUUUUUUUUCUCAAUUAUGCAAUCUGUUAGAUUGUUAAAUCACACGUUAGUGCAAAAAAAUAUUUAUAUAAAUACUGGGAUAUGUUUUUAAUCUGAUAUAAUUUAUGACUUGAAUUAUUUCACUGCUGCAUGCAUCUUUUACAUUUAAUUGAAAUUAUUAUUAUUAUUAUUAUUAUCAUUUUCUGAAAGGUAAAGCCACUAAACAGUGAGUUGUAAUUGGCAGCCAAAUAAAUUGUAAAAUUUAAACUUGUUGGGGGGGAAAAGAAUCUAAUUCAGCACAUAAUAUUAUUUUCACAUCUUUACUUGUUUUGGCCUAAAUUUUAUAAUUUCUUUUUUUUUUUCCCAGUGAAGUAGAUGAACCUCAAUAUUCUGAAUAUUUGAUUGUUUGUUUGAAUUAUUGUUCCAUGUUUGUCUCCUGCUUAUCGUGUGAUUUCAUUUUUAGAUUAAUAUAAAUCUGGCAUAGUGGUGAUAUGUUAAUUAACCUUGCAUUGCGUUGCAGAGCUGUUUGGCAGUUAAAGUGUAAAUCAUGUACUUGAUUGGUAAAUCUACUUUCAGUAAUUUCAUACAAAUGUAUUCACAUGUUUCACCAUUUGAGUAUGUGCUCUGUCUCUGUGUAGUUAAUAUUUCAUCUUCAAAUUGAUGGUAAUUUUUUAAGUUCUAAUUUUAGAUGAUCAGUAAAAUUUCUAAAUUGGAAAUGCAGAUCUUUGUACAUAUAAUUUGCAUAUAUUAAGUGACAAACCUAGCUGUGAAUCUAAGUUACAACGAUGAACUAUUUUGAUACCAAAAGAAAAAAUGGAUUCACGCACAGGUAAUGUUUAAUAUUGGAUUAAAUUAUGUAAUUAAUUGUUUGCUCUCAGUGUGUAAUAAUUGCCCAGAGUGAUUCAGCGUCUAAAUCAAAAUAAGACUUGUUUGAUUUGAAAAUUCUAAUUGUAUUUAUUCAUAUUAUUUUUCAGUUUAGUUUGACACAGCCUUAUAAUUACUAUACAUUUUUUGUACUUUAAAGUAUGUAAGCAUUAGCACAAUUUUCUUAAUUUGUAGUUAAACCCAAUUUAUUUUAAUUAUCAUUUUGCUCUAGAUUUAUGGUUUGAAAAUUGACGAGUAUUUCUGGGCAAAAUAUUUAAACUGGAAAUAUAGUUGAAUUAUUUUUUCCCAGUUUGCCCAUUUUGAAAUACUGUUUGUUUAGAAGAAACAAGCUUCUAAUAGAAAAUGACCAUUCAUUUAUAUCAGGUAGAUGUUGCAUCUUUUUAAGGUUAGAGGAAAAUGUGAAAAAGAUAGAUGGGUCUAUGUAAAGUAAUGGAAUGGAUAACUGGGAGGAGUUAAAUGGAAAUAAACAAGAAAUGGUGUUGACAAGAAAGAGUUUACAUAACCAGUAGGAGGCAUUCUAUUUAAGGGCCAUAUCAUGGAGCACUAGUGAGAAGUCUGAAAUGGAGAAAGGGGAGGGAAUACUGUAUAGAUAGAUGUUAUUUGUAGCCAUAGAAGGAAGUGCACAAAAUUAGAUGAAACACUGAAUGAAGUCUUGAGACAUCAGAGGAAGAAUUUUGAUUUGCAGAUCAUAUAACCCAUUUUGCCUUUAAUUUGAGGAUAUUGAGUCACAUCCUUUACUCCUUUUUUACUGUCUUUUAUAUUCUGUCUGUUGCCCUACCUAUGAUUAUAUACGAUUACAAUUUGUUGAACACUUUGGAUAAAACUGCUAUAUAAUACCUGUUAAAUAAAUGCAUUAAACAUAAUAAUUUAUACACCUACGUUAAUAUGAUCAAAACAACAACAUAAUAUUCAGUGCUGUCUAGUCAAUAAAAUUUUUCUUCAGUGAAAGUGUUAAAUUUUAAUUAUGUUACUUCUUGUACUUCUAUAAUAUAAAAAAUGGUCAUCUGACUAUUAUUUUCUUCUAAACAUUUGUAGAAAAAACAAAAAUAUUCAAUCCAGCUUAUAUUAAUGCACAGACUAAUAUAUUUGUUCUUUACCAUAUUCCUCACACAAGUGAUGGGCAUAGUAAAAUAUCUUGCUGCCUAUUUACUGAACGUUGCAUUCUGCUGAGUUCAUAGAUGACUUGCAAAAUUGCAUUGUGAGUUGAUUAUUUUUAAAUUCUGCAACUUUGGUCUUAAUUUUGCAAGUUGGUUGUUAGCGCAACAUCUUACAGUUUUCUCAAUAAACCAUUUUGUGUUUUAUUUUACAGUAAUAAAGUAGAAUUAUAAGAAAUGGUAAUUAUCUAGGUCUGCAACAGUUAAGCUGGAAUAUUUCUUUUUUUUGCAGAAUGCAGUUUAGAGUAUUGCUGAAUGCUAAGGAUUCAUAAUUGAAACAUAGUCUGCAGCAGACUCUGUUCCCAGUGCCUGGGGGGAGAUUGCAGUGAAUUAUAAAGCAGUUGGACUGGUACUGUUUAUAAACAUUAUUUAAAACUGGCAUUAAGGUGAAAUCUUAGCAUGAUGUGAAUUGCUGAUCAUUUCAAGGCAUCUGUCUAUUUUGAUACGUUUGUCUGGUAAACUGGUUUCUCACUCUGUAAUAGCUAAAAAUUGAUGUUGGUUAUAUAUUUUUUUUCUCUUUCCAAAUAGCUCGCAGACCACUUAGCUGAAGCUCAGCAACCUGGGACUGCUUAA
Molecule: messenger RNA, 5473 nt
Organism: Pelobates cultripes (western spadefoot toad)
Lineage: Eukaryota; Metazoa; Chordata; Amphibia; Anura; Pelobatidae
Source: the annotation of a GenBank genome assembly